Messenger RNA from Tachysurus vachellii, 3047 nucleotides. It is a transcript of the gene mturn, whose product is annotated as maturin, neural progenitor differentiation regulator homolog (Xenopus). NCBI's taxonomy places the organism in Eukaryota, Metazoa, Chordata, Actinopteri, Siluriformes, Bagridae. Gene Ontology annotation, cellular component: cytoplasm. The record is from RefSeq and is a predicted model, not a curated record. The transcript is spliced from 3 exons. Bases 391 to 789 code for a protein of 132 amino acids. Gene Ontology annotation, biological process: regulation of signaling; positive regulation of megakaryocyte differentiation.
UCUUAAAUAAAGAUGGGAAUAUUUAAGUACCCAUUCAUCAGUGCGAACUGAUGAGUGCGCGGGCCCUUUGUGUCGGGAUCGCGCAUUCACCUUAACGUCACAUCGCGCCGGUUCUGGCGUGAACGCGCAACUCCAGGAGACGCAGUCGGUUUAUUUCGCUCAUCGGGAACGCGCGAAGUGAACGGAGGCCAGGGCCAAGAUGCAAUUGUGCUAGAGUCGAAAUCUACCUCCCAUCACAUACGCCCCCAUUCCCCUUAAAAAAAACAACCUAAUAAUAAUAAAAGCACCAUGCGGAUGAUUUAGGAGUCCGAGAGCGCGGAGAUCUGUGCGUAAUAUAUUGUUCCGGAGGCUGAGCUUUGCUGCGCAGGUGCGCCGUUACGCUGCGGCAGGAUGGAGUUCAAGCAGCUGGUGGACGCGGCGGAAAAAUGGUGCUCAGGAAACCCGUUCGAGCUGAUCUUCGCCGAGGAGGUGGACGAACGCCGGAUGGACUUCUACGCCGAGCCUGGCAUUUCGUUUUACGUGCUCUGCCCCGACAACGUGACAGGAGGUACCGACACUUUUCAUGUGUGGAGUGAGAGCGAGGACUGCCUGCCAUUCUUGCAGCUGGCACAGGACUACAUCUCCUCCUGUGGACACAAAACCCUGUUGGAGGUCCUUGAAAAAGUCUUCAGAUCCUUCAGACCUCUCCUGGGUCUUCCAGACAUUGAUGACGACACGUACGAGCAGUACCAUGGAGACGUAGAGGAAGAAGCAGAGACGGACCAUCAGCAAAUGGGUGUUAGCCAAUAAUGUGCUCAGUGAAGUGAAUCGACCUUCCACGGGCCGGAGCAUUGCUUCAUUCCCCCUCAUAUUUCCUUCUUCAAAAUCAUCUACACAUUUCUACUGUUUUAUGAUAUGCACUAUGCCUCUGUCUUGCACACUCCCACACUCGCACCACGGCUUAUUAUAAUGCACGAUUCCAUGUUGCAAAGAAAAGCAUUCUCACUAGACGGCCCAUGUCCUUCUUGUUUUAUUCAGCAAACCGCUGCUUAAAAAAAUAUGGAAAUCUUUUCAGGAUUCUGUUAGUUCUUGUGUAAUGUUAUUUUUGUGUAACGGGUGGGUAUCACAGUUUAAUGGGUCCUAAUGGUUUAACAGGUAUUGCGUGACUGAUUUUAGAUGUGCUUAAUCGUUUUCUAAUGGGAUUCAAAAGUCUAAUGGCCUUUGAUGGUAACAUUAUUGUAAUAAGUUGUGGUUCACUUGUGAUUUAAUGGACCUUGUGGACUUUUUAUACAGUAUAAUGCUGCAUUUCAGGCUGUGUAAAGAGAGACAGCAUAUCUAGAUCAAAAUGAAAAAUAUUUAAUUUAGUUAAUAGUUAUAAUAAAAAGUCGAAUGUUUUAAAUUUCUAAAUAAAAUUAAACGUUACAAAAUGAAGACACACCAUUUACAUCACAAAAAUCACAUACAUUGCAAAUAUAACUUAAUAUUCAGUCGUAAUGUAAUUACCCAAUAUAAUAAAGUAUCAAACAUAAAUAGAAUUAAAUCAAUCCUAACAAAAAAAAUACAGUUAAGUCUCUUUAUUUGUAAAACAGAUCCAAAAAAUCUUUUCCAAAUCUAAUUCCAGGAUCAGAUCCCAGGAUCUUCGUUUUCCUUUUAAAAUCCGAUCCACUAUUUUCGGUAUCAGAUCAGCACCAUAUCUGAUAAAUAUACCCUGUAUAUAUACUGGAUCUGACAAUCUAAACAUCUAAAUAAUCUAAGCAAUAUCUAAUACACACUCAAAAACCAUUAAAACCAUUAUAGCUUGUGAAAAUGUUAAAUGGAAACCAUCAGGUGAAUCCCGUUAGUAAGUAAACAGAUAUUUCUGUUUUGUUUUGUGAGCAAGAAGGAUUAUGAAGAAUAUUGUUAUUAUCAUUAAACUUAAAUUCAGGAGAGUCCUCCUGAACAGACAUAGCUAAACGAUGGUAAUACGUUCCCCAGAAUCGUGGGAAACUGUUAAGCAGGUAUGCUAAAUUUAGGUCUUAACGAUGAUGAAUAGAGCUUGUCUUUCUGUAUGUCUGUACUUAGAAAGUCAUGAUAGAUUUUCUAGUGAAUAGCUGAAGAGGUGUUGUAAUGUUGUAACGUCUGAAACCAAUCAGUGAUUUCAAAAACUCACAGGCAGUUUAUCAAACUCUUUUGAAUACUCAUCAUCUGCUUUGUCGUUUAUAUCUCGACGUCCUUGAUCAUGUGGCCAUGGAUUGAAUAGGAAUAGUGAUCCCGGCAAAGCUCUCAGCCUGUGGUACUUAAUGCAUAAUAGCCCUAGAUCAGAGAGAGUGUGAUUGCAUUUUCAGCUUCGUGUAAAGACAAGCCUUUGUUUUGCACUUAUGCAUCAUGCUUACUUUUCAUUUUGGUCUUCAAUAGUCUUUAAUUGUAUUAAAGUAUAACUUCAGGCAUGUUUUCAAACAAAUCAUGGCUAAUUAUAGGCUUCCUCCAUGAUGUUUCCUCCCAGAUUAGGCAAAAGUAAAAGCCUGAGCUGAAUGUGUAAUGUGUGAAGUACAACAAGAGUGAACAUGUUGAUCUGAAGCAGCUUCCUCUUUUUUCAUCCUCUAGUGUUGACUAAGGAAAAUAUGAUCCAGUCAGUCUUCAUGAUUUGAUUGACUGACUGAAGUCUGACACGCCCCACAGCAAAUUCUUUCCGGAUCACUUGACCAAUGUAAACAGGUUAGCAGGACCAGCUGGAACAUCACAUGUUGUUCCAGGAUAUGAAGAAAGCUGAUAUGAUCCUGCUGACUUCAUAUGUUUAGUGCUUUCCUAAUGCUGCCAUCAAACCCCUGUAUCUCCCACACACUCACUGCUUUCAUACUGUCUUCCUCAGCAUUACAUCAUCCACAUGUACCGAAGUCUGGUGUAAGAUCAAUCAAAGCUACUCUUCUAUAUUCAUAUUUGUUUGAUCCUCCAGCUUUAGCACUCUGCAAGCUUUUGAAUAUUUUCCCCACCAGUGCAAACCUCUGGGUAUUUACCCCCAUUAAACCAACUGACUUUGAGUUUUAACUAAAGUUUGCUUAAAGAUGUAAUUUUAUUAGUUGUCUUGUUUA